UCAGAGUAUAUCUAUCUCUCUCUCUCUCUCUUUUGUUCUUUAGCUCGGUUCAAUUCUAGUAUUUUUGAGGCUUAUUUGAGUGAAGAAAAUGGAGGGAGAGAGUAGUAGCAUUGAGAAAGGAUUAUUGGUAGAAAAGGAAGAGAAUGCAAAUACAACUCCACUUCUUGUCUUCACCGCUUUCAUCAUUGUCUCUGCCUCCUUCUCCUUCGGCGUUGCCUUAGGCCACACUGCUGGUACAAUGGCUUCCAUUAUGGAAGAGCUUGAUCUUUCUAUCGCACAAACUUUGUGGAUCGCUGAGGUUUUCUGCAUAAGUGGAUGGCUUGCAAUUGCACUAGCCAAGAAUAUUAUUUGGCUGGACUUGGGACGAUUCUUUGUGGGAACUGGAGCUGGUCUCCUUAGUUACGUGGCAAAGGAAGGUCGUGACAAAGAAUGUCAGGUUGUUCUUCAGAAAUUAAGAGGAGAUGAAGCGGAUAUUCUUAAAGAAAUUCGAGAAAUCAUGAUGUCUGUUGAUGGUUCCGCAAAUACAAGCAUGCGUAGUCUCUUCAGAAAGAAAUAUACUCAUCAACUUAUAAUCGGUGUAGGUUUGAUGCUUCUGCAACAGUUAGGUGGAAGUGCAGGGUUGUCUUAUUACGCUGGUAGCGUAUUUGAUCUUGCUGGAUUUCCUUCUCGGAUUGGGAUGACGGUGUUGUCUAUUGUCAUAGUACCAAAAGCUAUAUUGGGUCUGAUUCUUGUGGAACGAUGGGGAAGAAGACCGCUUCUUAUGGCAUCGGCAUUUGGGUUAUGUUUAGGUUGUAUCUCUCUUGCAUUGGCGUUUGGAUUGAAAGGUGUCCCUGGGAUUAAUGUAAAUGUUACUCCCACUUUGGCAUUUAUAGGAAUAUUGACAUACAAUAUGAUGUUCGCAGCUGGAUUAGGAGGACUACCAUGGAUUAUAAUGUCUGAGAUAUUUCCGAUAAACAUGAAAGUAGUAGCUGGAAGUUUAGUAAGCAUAACGAAUUGGUUAACUGGUUGGAUCGUCAGCUACUGUUUCAAUUUUAUGCUUCUUUGGAGCCCAACCGGAACUUUUAUUAUAUUCGCCAUGAUAAGUGGAGUAACGAUUGUAUUCGCAUGGUGUUUGGUGCCUGAGACUCGAGGAUUAACUUUAGAAGAAAUCCAACUUCGACGUGCUCAUUAAUACUUUGAGUUGAUCUCAAAUAUCCAUUAUAAACGUGUGUAUAUACAACAAUCAAUUUUUUUCAUGUAAGAAAUUAAGUUGUUGUUC
This is a messenger RNA of Arabidopsis arenosa, 1258 nucleotides long. Lineage: Eukaryota; Viridiplantae; Streptophyta; Magnoliopsida; Brassicales; Brassicaceae. The record is from the annotation of a GenBank genome assembly.